CGCGUGCGCUCAGCGCGGAGCGGAACCGGCCUGCCCGGGGAGGGAACCGCGCUCCGUGAGGGAAGCGAGCCGGCGGCCGGGAGGUAAAGGCCGUGAGUUGACAAGAACAGUGAAUGUCUUGCUCUGCUGGACACGAAGCUGAUGGUUUACUUGCAGUUUCUGGAAUGUUUUGAAGAUGGGCAAGGUGUGUGCUGUUUUUGGAGGAUCCCGUGGGAUAGGCAGAGCUGUGGCAGAGCUCCUGGCACAGAAGGGCUGCCGCCUGGCCAUCCUUGCUAGGAACCUGGACGUGGCCCAGAGCACUGCCCGUCACCUUGGCGCAGGACAUCUGGCACUUAGCUGUGAUGUAUCCAGUGAACAAGAAGUCCAAAAGGCUUUUGAGGAGAUGCAGAGGAAUUUGGGUCCUGUUAACUACUUGGUUAAUGCAGCUGGGAUCAACAGGGAUGGUUUGCUACUGAGAACCAAGACUGAAGAUAUGAUAGCCCAGAUUCACACAAACCUUUUGGGAACAAUGUUGACAUGCAAGGCUGCUCUAAAGGUCAUGAUUCAGCAGCAGGGAGGUGCUAUUGUCAAUAUAGGGAGUAUUGUAGGACUUAAAGGCAACUCUGGUCAGAGUGUGUAUAGUGCUACCAAAGCAGGAUUAGUUGGAUUUUCACGCUCUCUUGCUAAAGAAGUAGCAAGAAAGCAAAUUCGAGUCAACGUUGUUGCUCCAGGCUUUAUUCACACAGAGAUGACAGCUCAUUUGGAAGAAGAUCAGUUGAAGAAAGCAAUUCCCCUUGGAAGAUUUGGAGAGCCUCAUGAAGUUGCACAAGCUGUUGUCUUUCUUCUAGAAUGCCCAUAUAUUACAGGGAGUGUUCUGGUUGUAGAUGGAGGCUUGCAGCUUAUGACCUAAGUACUGCCUUGAAUAAAGGACUGCUUCAAUGUCAUGAUGGUAAUAUGUAAAUAUAUUCUAAAUAAAGGGAGAGGGCUGGAAAUCGUUUGAAGAUUGAUGUACAUAAUUGACUUGGUCUUUUUUAGUCAGAGGAGAAAUUCAGCAGCAGUGAGGUACAAUGUGUGUGUUUAGCUGCCUGAGGAGUCUGUUUGGUAUUACAAAGUCUGUGUAUGAAACAAUUUGAAAAAGAUCUGGUUUUGAUACAGUGAUAGCUUUAAUAAUGUGCUGAUAUGUUUUUAAAGCACUGAAUUUUUAUAAAGUUCUGUUUUCUAAUUUGGGAAAGAAUGAGAUUUUAUUUUAAUUAUCGUGUUACACAAAGGUUAAUAAAGUGCAGAGACAUGUUUAUUGGGUGGCAGGUAUGAUUGCAUCAAGUUUUUCAAGUAGGGCAAAGAUUGUGAACUGCAUAGUUUUGCAUUCUUAUCAGUUAGUCCCUAUAAAGUAGCAAGGAGUUUCCUUUGAGCUUUGUUUGUUUGUACCUAACACUACAAAGCUAGGAACUUCUAGAUCUUCAGCAUAGCUGAAUUGCCUUUAGAAGCUUUAAUUAUAUGCACUGUGUUUUUAUAAAGACAAAGCCUACUCAGUUCCAUUUCUGAGUGUAUGUACAGCACUCACUCAGUCCAGGGGCUCUGGUGUGUGCCCACUGGAGGAUUGCUGCAGCACUGGAGCUGCUAAUCCUGUCAUACUCUCAGCUUGAGCUGCACAUGCACUGCUGAACACUACAGCUGCACACCUUGCUCUGUAAGAUGCUGCAAGGACUCAGUAGAUACUUAGAACAUGUAUCACUUCCAGAGCAUGAAGUCAAGGUGUUUUGUGUUUUGCUCUGUAUCUUCAUGAGCACUCAGUUCAGCUCUUAAGUUGAUGCUCCCUCAUAUGUAUGUAUAGUCAAUAAAAUGGCCAUUUAUGUUAUUCAAAGCAGCUUUUGAAGCACAGUAAUUAUUCUGCUGUAAAUGAUUCUGAGUGUUCCUGUCUUGCUGAAAACUUACCAAAUGUUUGACCUCAGGCUUUUCUAUUGAGCUUGAGUAAUUUUUGAUAAUUGAUGUUUUUAUUAUCUUUGAAAAAAACUAUGAAUGUGGUUCAGGACUUUCACUUCUUAGCUCUGGUGUUCAUUGCAUCAUGAUCCAGAUGUUGAUUCAGCUUUUGAAAUUCCUUCCCAUCUUGGCACACACCACAAUACAGAAAGAAGAGAUCUCACUGAUGAUAACUGUGGCUUUAAAGUUGGAGAUUUUCUUCCUUUGUGCAGCUGAGAAGUUUUGUCUUUGUGCCAGAAAACAAUACAUGCUCAAGCUUCUUGCAGGUAUGUAUUGAGAAAUAAUACAAGGAGUACUUGUAUGAUCAGGAGAUUUUACAGUUGGUUGUGCUACUGACUUUAGAAUAUAAAAUACCAUAGAAGUAAUCCUUCCAGGAGUCCUUAUCUUCCUGUUAUCGCUGUUAUGUGUCAUAUGUGUCUUUGCACCAAAAAUAUAAUUGCUAAUUAUGUUUUUCCUUGAUAGAAGGAGUUGGCCAGAGAUGAUGUGAAUUUUUCCAAGGGCACUGAAGGUGAGGAAGGACAGCUGGUACAUUUUCACUAGUCAAGUAGGAAUAUGUCAGUGACUUGGCUGCUGCCCAUACCCGCCCUUGGUCUUUUACAAACAAACCCUGUGUGACAUUUCUUGACCAAAAGCCAAACCUAAGAAACUAGAAAUAAUUUUCUUUUAGUAAGUUCUGACCCUAAUUAUUAAUAUCCUUUUUUGGGGGGGUAAGGGAGUUGUUAAAUAAGUUAUCAGCAAUUGAAUUUUUAGUUCAUAUUUGCAAUUAAAACCUGAAAUAAUUCUGUCAGAAGAAUCUCAGCAUGCCACACAGUAAUUUCUGUAAAAAGUUCCAGUACAUACUAUGUUUUUAUUAUUGCUGUUGCCAUAGGGCCAGACUGAAGUGUUGGUAGCUUUAAAUCACACUUUUAAAAGGCUCCCCCCUCCCCCACCCCUUCUCUGAAGUGGUAAAUUAGAACAGAAAACUGGUUAACAUGAUGCUGGGUCUGUCUGGUCUGGUGUGAUGUCCUGAACAGGGGACGUAGGGACUGUGCAGGGUAGGUGACAGAUCAGCUGUGUGUCUCCUUAGAAGACUCUGGUUCCUCCAGCAGUUUGUGACUGGGAUAUUUGAACCCACCAGUGUGCAGCUCUGGUUGAGGCCUGCAGGCAUUAGAAACAACCCUCAGGUGCUCUCUCUGUGUUGCUUUUGAAUUUGUAGACUUCUUAUCCUGCCUGCCUUAGUUGUUUCUGUUUCGUACUGAAGAGUCAUAUUUCUUUUAAUUACUUGUUGCUGGAGAGCUCUUUUGUGUCUUAAAUUGUCUUUGUUGAACUUUGCUUUACUCUUCCAGUUUUUCAAGGAGGGAGCACCAGGUAGAACUUCUUGCAGAAUUCACUGUGGAUCUAUUUUAAAAAAUUAAAUAAUUUUAUGUUUUGUUUUAUACUGUUUCCAAAAAUGAUGCCUGAGUGUUUUGCUUUUUCCUAAACGUUGCACUUAUAUUUUCAGGACAGUAACUCAGUCCUGAAUAAUUAAUGGUCAACUUGGAGUUCAUUUCCAUAUAUAUGUGCAAAAGUCUGAAUUUUUGUAUUUUUUUCAGCAUGAAUUGUUCUCAGAUAUCUACAGUGAGUUUGGUUUCCUGCUUUUAACACCUAUUUCCUCGGUGAAAUCAUUCUGCAAUUUUUUAAUUCCUUAAUCUCUUUAUUACUUUAACUUGGUGUUACUGGAAUACACUGUGGCAUUCAGAAACUGCUGUCUCAGAACCCUUAGAAAUAGGUUGUACUUUGCCUUCCCCUACAGAGGAACUGUGGUGCUUUCUUGGCACUGCACAUCCUUAGGGGAGAGAACAACUGCUGAUUCAUACCCUUUGCCUUCUAUCUUUAAACAAUGUACUGAUAUGACAACUUCUUUUGGCAGCACAACAUCUUUAAUAGUUUUUGGCAAGGGACUGUGUCAGAUGCCUUUUAGAAUUUCAAGUAUGCACCAUUAUUAGAUCUCCAUAUUCUCAUCUCUUUUAAGUUUUUUUUUAGAAGAACUCUAAAAUGUUUAUCAAACAUGACUUUCAUUUGCAAAAGCCACUCUGUAUGUUUAUCCUGUUGUUUUCUUGGCUUUAGAACAAUUUCUGGCACUUUGCUAUGUACCGAAAAAUAGAUUUAGGCUUUAAUUCCCUGGAUCCCUCUGGAAUCUCUUCUCAAAAAACAAGUGGUCCUUCCACCCACUAAAAUCACAAGAACUUGCUGUCACGUUUGCCAGCUGCCGGUCACUCGAGGCAGGUUUCACUCAGAAGUCUCCCACUGCAGUUACUUGGUUUCUGUUAGAACUGGGGAGUGAAAGCCUCAUCUUUCCCCUUUGUCACUUUCCUCUGUAACCUCUCCCAAUGUAAAGGAAGGAGUAAAACCUUCAACAAGGUACCUCUAGAAGUUCUCCUCGAGUUCCUCCAUGGUACCAAAAACUGAUCAUAGGGAUUUGUUCAGAGUCUGGGGAUUUUUUUCCUCAGUAGGUUUUCCUUCCCUGAGCACUUUGCUUUUUAUUUGAUCAUCUGCUUGCCUUCUUCAGGCAUAGUUCCUGUUCCUGAGGUGCAGAUUAUUUUUGCAGAUUAUUCCUCUGAACUUGAUCUGGCUGUAAAUGUUACAUUCAUUGACUGAUUAAAUUUGACUCCUAAAGCUAGAUUGCUGGUUUUACAAAGGUUGAUGUUCAAAUGCUAGGAGCUUCCCCCUUUCCACAAAAAUUGUAAUUUGAUGUGUGUAUUUAAAAUUGUUGUACUGAAGUUCAGUACAUUCAAUCUUGGUGUUGUUAUUGGGCUGCAUCUUAAUUUUGACUUGUCUUUUUGGCUUAAUUUAAAUAUUUUAUUAUAUGUUGCUUAUUUUUUAUGGAAGUCUGUGGUAGUGGACUUCUGUCUUUAUUAAUAAACUGGGUCAAUAGAAAUAAAAGUGAAAUAAAUGCAGAAAUAAAAGUCACCAUUAAAAAAAAAAUCACUAUUUGAAAGUAGCAUUUUGGCUCAGGCUGGGUGACCACAGCCAGAGCUGGGUGGCCCUGAUCAGUUGCUUGAAAAAGAAUAUAUUAAAAUAGUGAUCUUGGCCUCUUCAGUGUGACAUUUAUCCAACAUGAUCAUGAUUGCUGUCUGUCAUCACAGUUACAUUGCUGGCCUUAGACAUCUCAGAUGUCAUAGCUAUGGCCACACAUAUCCAUCUUAAAGGUGGGAGUACCAAUAUCACCUAAUAAAAGAGUUUACCUUGCUAGGUUUGGAAAUUCAAUCCAUGUUUGAUUGGAUGAUUUAAUAUGUAGAUAUUUAUUUUUAUGACUCUUCUAUAUAUUUUGUAUCAAUAUCUUUUUGAUCUUCCAUCAUAUUUCUGGUAUGUCUGUUUUGUCACUGUCCUUUAUUAAAAGCAGACAUCUGGGCUUUACAUCUUGUGCUGCUGGCAUUUAUGCCAAGCUGUAUAUGAAUGUUUGGGGUUUUCUACAUAUGGGUGUUUGUGAGUCAGACUGCACUUGACUGGCUUAAAAUGAUUACUCAAUUGAAUUUUUAAAACUUCAGUGCACUAUAAUAUUAGAUAUAGUUUCUGUGAUUCCAUUCCUAAUGGAAAUGAGAGAAUGUGCUCUUAUUCAUCUGAUGUUUCUUCACCUGCUAUGUUGCUUUAAAAUCUCCUACAAUCUCUUAAAUAUUAGCAUCUUUUUGCCUCUUUUUCUCUUUAAGAACAGAGUAUUUUCUGGAUUCCCACUACUCCAUGUUUCUGCAGUUUCUAAAGAAUCUGUAGUCCUGUUCUUUGAACUGUUUUUUCAGGCAUGCAUUGGAACUUUGCCUCAUCCACCUAGUUUUGGGAGCAUUUAAAGAAGGCUGCAGUGCAAAUCUGGUAUUUAACUUACUCUGUGCUUUAUUCCACAUCUUUUCUCCUGCCCCACCCCUUGUCUCUGGUUUGUACACGACCUUUCACUACCACCACAGAAUUUCUAAAGAGACCAUCAAGGCAGGUUUUGAGGGUGGCUGCUUUUGCAGCUGUCAUUUAAUUCAGCAUGCAGUCCUCUUACAAUGCAACCCUCUUUCUGACUCACCCAUAAUGAUUGCUUUGAGUUUUUACUCAGCUGGGUUCCUGCUUCAGAGAGGAUAUCCUUACUAAAAGAAGGUUACACUGUCAUUUCUGUGACCUGCCUUGCACUACCAAGUUAGGAAACCUAAAAUUGUUCCUCUGUUGCCUUUGAGUUUGAUUCAGUUCAAAGUUCAUAGGUAGUGUGGUUUGCAUGUUCUGGGGUUUAGUUGAAGCACAUUGUAGACCUAGAAAGUUAAUUGUUUUGUAUGUCUUCUCUGCAUUCUUCUAAUGUUUGGGAAGAUGAUAGACUACUCUUCUUCAUCUUUUUUCCUGGGUAGGACAUUGGAGCCUUACUGCUGCUUAUCUCUCAAGAAAUAUGGUUGUAACUUAGAAUUUGCUGUAGUGAGCUCACUGGAUAACACAAACAGUCUUUUCUUGCUCUUGAGGCAUCUGUUGCAAUGGAUGGGCUGGAUGGGCUCUGAGCAACCUGGUCUAGUGGGAGGUGUCCCUGCCCAUGGCAGGGGAUUUGGAACUAGAUAAUCUUUAGGGUUCCUUCCAACCCAAGCCAUCUGUGAUUAUUGUCAGUAAAAUUCUGUAGCAGGACACAUAAAAUGUUCAUGAGGUGGUUUUGGUUUGGGAUUUUUUUAAAAUAUUGCAGCUGUAAGGAGGAGCUCUGGUGGUGAACAGCUUUUGCAGACUGUGGUAACAGAAGGGUAUAGUGUUGGCUGAGGUGGUGCAUGCUGAGUGAGUUAGGGUUGUAUCCCAUGAAGAGAUUUCACUGUGGCCUCCUGAGGGCAGUCUAUCCUAAGGCAUUAUUGUAUUGGUGAUGACUUGGUGAGUAAACCUGCAUUGUUUUAGGGAAGUGGAGUUGCCUGUAUGCUGAUGCUGGCAUCCCUGUUACUGGUUUUGUAAAAUCCAGGGUCAUAUAUCCUGAGCUGCUGGGGGUUGUAAAGCAUGACUUUUAAAGAUGGAAAGGAUUUCAUACUGAGAUAAGUGAAAUUUGGAUAGGAAGUAGAUAUCUUAAUCCCAGCCUGCAAAAUCUCUUUGUUAUAUCAGUACCUACAGUUAAAUAUACAUUGUAAUGAUUAUUUAUUGCUGUAAGACAAAUUUUCCUACUUUCAUGUGUUGCACAGUGUGAGGUUGUAUUACAUGACCUGGAAAUGUAUAUUGGCUGUUGCAAUUAUGUGACUUAUUUUUUUGGAAGAACAGUGUAGUUCAUUUAAGUGAAGCAAAUGAAAAAUGAACUCCUCAAGUCCAGGUGCUCCCACUUGAUCCAGUUAAUCAGUGUUUGAAAAGACAGGUCAAGUGUAGUUGUGGAGAGAAAUCAUUGGGUAUGCUUAGUGCCUGAAGAAGUAAGAACUCUGCUAAGUGCCAAGUUAUAUUUGAUUUUCACACACACAUUGUGUCCAAUUUCAGAUCAUAUGCUAAGGGCUUCAUUUUGCUGUAGAUAUGUCUGUUAGUAAAAAAAUGCUACCUGUACCUUGCCAAACACCUUUGGAUCAACAUGUCUAUAAUCACAACUGGUCUGGUAUUUUUAUGGUUUUAUUUUUUAUGUUAACAGCUCAUAUCUGGUAAGGUCUGGGAUAUGUUCAUAGUAUAUAACAAAACUGCCAGUUCAAAUAUGUCAGUAUCAAAUGCAGUGGGACAGCACCCAAGUAAAAGCCACCAAAGCUUCCUUGGUAUCAUUACACACAGACUAGGGCAGUGUCAGUGGGAGCAUGGGGGGCAGAUGUCACUGAACAAAUGGAGUUGUGUGGGUGUUCCUCAACAUUUCCCAGGCUGCUGGCUGAUGGUACUGAGGUGCCCUUGCAUGUGUAGUGUGCUGAUGAGUUUGAAAUUGCUGCAUGAUUUUGAACAGUUUGUUUAAGAGUAAGUGCAAAAUGAUUGUAUGGUAUUGCUGAAGCUUGUUAGUGAAGCAGUUUGAUGUUUUGUGAAUUCUGACUUGCAGAUCUCCCAGCUCAGUAUUUUUAAUGCUGAAUGCACUCAACUGCUUGGUCCAGCUCUGUGCUAGAGGCUGUACUGUCAACACUUGGAUGCCAAUGACCUGUUAAAAGCUCUCAGUUGCAGUGAUCCUCUCAGUAUGAGCUUUAUAUGAGCUUUUAAAUUCUGAUCCUCUCAGUAUGACCUUUUAUCCUAGUUUUUCAGAUAGUUGGUAAAUUUCUACUGCAGACUUCCUACAACUGUAGAGAAAAGAAGGAAUAUAGUAAUUUCUUGUGUUUUGUUUAGAUGUCAUUUAGUGUGCAUGUAUGAGUUUUGAUGGUGAGAUGUCCCUGUCAGCAGCAGACUGGAACUGCAUCCAUUCUUUGCAGGCUCUUGUAGCUCUGUUGUUGGAAUGCAUAUAUAGAACAGAGAGCAGCUAUAAUUUUAUAGUUCACCUUAAUUUUCAGGACAGCAACAUGGGAGAGGUCCUUAAUUCACAAUAGAUUACAGGUGUGGUUCCUGUUGUAUAGCAAGUCUUAUCUUAUUUUCAGCACCUUUUGCAGUAGCUCAGAAAGGUCCUGUUUGGCAGUCUGGGUUUUGUAGCCUCAGUUCUCUACACUCUCUGAUGUCUGGGCCAAGAGUUGUCCAAAAAAGCUUGAUGACAAUAUGUUUCACUGAAACUGUGUUGUUAAGCACACAGGAGAAAAGUCCUAACAUAAUCCAUUUGGUGUGAUGAGAUUUGUGGAGCUCCUGUAAGUGCUGUAAUCAUUCUGUGCAAUGGCCAUGUACUGUUACUUUUUUCUGCUUUCUUGUUCUGCAGCUGUUUCUGGAUCAUUUAUGCUAUUGCAGAACUAGAAAGUGAUAGCAGUUACAAGACUUGGCCAGUCCCCAGGGUUACCUAUUACACUGCAGUUGUUUUAUAAAGCACAAAAUUUCUCCUUCUAGGUGGUGUUGGAGUUCAUCUCCAUCUGUAUGGCUGCUGAAAUCAUUUCUGUGCAGGUCCUGCCGCUCCUUGUCUGGCUUUUGUGCUCUAGAUGUGACUGAGCAUUAUGUUCCAAACACAUUUUUAGUAGACAUGCAGUGCAGUGUUAGAUAAUUUUAUGUUUUAAUUACUUCUGUUAAAGAAUGCAAAAUGGCCUAAUUUUGAGUUAAGAGUUGCAAGCUUUAAGACAAGUCAAAGAAUACUGUGUGCUGUCUGGAAUACAUUGUACAUUCCUUGGGGCAGGAACUGUGUUUCCAUCUGCCUGAUGUGUUUCACGUGCUCAUAUUUCUGUUCAAACAGAAAAUCUGUGCAGAGGGAAGGCUGUUUCUUUUAGUUCAGGAGAAUGAUAUAAAUGUCAGCAAAUUCUAUCCCUUGCAUGUACAUUUGAAUGGUGAGGGAGUGAAUUAGCCAACAUGCAUAAUCCAAGCAGGCAUUUCUAGUCUAUGCUUGAAUUUUUCUGUAGUGCACAGUGUGGGUUUGGCAGCUGGGUCACGGAGUCAGAGCAUGCAGCUCAUCCCCUCAGCAUCAUGGCAUGUUGGAUAAUGUGAGCUCAUGAAAUACUUACAUAUGAAAUCUGUUUGGGCUACUUGCAGAGGUGAGGAUGUAGCAGUCCAGAUGUGGAAAAUCAAGGCAUUUCCUAGCAUACACCCUAAGUGAAUUAAAAUAUACCUUGAAAGAGGUGAUACAGAAAGAAACAAUGAUUUAUAAGCUGGGGUUUCAAGCUGGACUGGUUUUGAUCCCCAACUGCCAGUUAACUGUGAUGGAAGCAAAUUGUGUUUGUUUACUAAUGGUUGCUGUUGCCUUAAAGCUGUAGGAUAAAGGCACUGUGUGCUAAGGUACACCAGCAGCUGCAACAACCUUCAUGCAUGUGGGAUUUUGCACCUCACUGCUGGUAUUCUUGACAGAGGUUUCUGUUGUCAUCCUGGUCGUUGUUGAAUUGAGUCUCUGAUUGCUGUGAAUAUGCUUGGACUGAUCAGCUUCACGUAUAAUUAGAAGUCUUCCCAUACCUAAACUGGAAGUCUUGCAAAAAGUCAAGGCUCAUUUUUAUAGUCUUAAAAAAUGACAAAAGUACACUCUCAGGUCAUGCUAUCUUUGGACUAUGUGGAAGUCACUUUGAUGCUUCCAAGAAUUUUUGCUUUUUGGCUUGAGAAGUUAACUUGCUUAUGCCACGCUUCUAUCUCUGACUCUGGAAGCCCAAACAGUGCCGGUAACUAAGUAACAGCACAGCUGAAUGUUUUCAUAAAAACAAUGUUGCUGCUUAGAGAUGUGAUUUACUACUUAAGUGUGUCUGUACAUAUAUACAAAGGCAAAAAGUGAUGAUGAUCUCAUCUUCAACAAGUCUCAGUUUUUUAGUCCCCAAGCCAAAGGCAAACUUGCUGUGAGCAGACGCAACUCCAGUGACUUCAGCUGCAGUAUCACCGUUAAUGUCAGUGCUCACUUAAUUGCUGACAGAAGCCUGUUUGUAGUGAUCAGUGCUUGAAAUGUAAACCCAAAAGAAAAAAUGGAUAAUGUUGCAUCUUUCCUGGUAUCUUCACAUUGAAAAAAAAGGAGAAACUAGUUAACAGUCAGGAUUUUGUAAGUAAAUCUGGCUUUUUUUUUUAAUUCAAUUUUGAUAUUGUCUUGUUAUUCUUAAAUGAAUUUACCAGUGCUCAGAACAUGUCUUUUGCAUAGAAUCAAUCAACUGUAAGUGAUGACAUAUUGCAAUUAUUAAAAAUACAAAACAGACCUGCAUAUCUUCUAGCCUAUUAAAAAAAAGUAUCUUCCAGUUCCUCUAUUUGGCAAAAGUUUCUCAGAAUUUAUAAGUAAUGUUCCUCUGUUCUGUUCAAACAAGAUUCCAGGUCUCAAGUAGAUUAUUCUGAUAAAUUCUAGUAGUUUUUAGAUGCUGCAUAGGCCUCAUUUAAUCUGUAUUCAUAAUAUUUAAAAUUUCCAAAUCUUACACUUGAAUGCUUGUACCAAAAAAGUUAUUAAUCUUUACCAGAAGGAAAACUUUCUAUUUGUGUAAUAUUUAUUGAUGCUAAACCCACAUUAUAUCAGCACAACAGUCCAAAGUAAUGAUAAUACAUUUUUAUAAAUACAAAUAAAAAGUGGCAAAAUAAUGCUAGUGAAGCUAAACAAAAAAGUAAAUUAGCAUGUCACAGUUGAGGAAAAUUUGGCAAAAGAUAUGACAUACUUCUAGAAUAAAAUCAGAUUAUUCCCACCUGACAGACUGACAUUAAUCUGGAUUAACCAUCCCCAUUACUAGUCAUAUCCUGCACCAGAAUAGUACUACCUUGUGUGCUAAAGUUUAUUAGUCACUAAAAAACAAAACAAACUUUGUGUACUUACAAAGCAAUACACGUAUAGCAGUAAUGCAAUAUAUGGUGUACACAAUUACAAAAUAAAAAAAAAAAAAACAACAAACAAACCCCUAAGUACAGGACUUCUGAAUAAAUGAACUGAGAUAAAAGAUUUCAACACUUUUAUUAUAAAUAAUGAAAGAUACCAUAUAUGUGCUUCAUAUAAGGAAUACAGUGUUUUCCUUUCCUAGCAAAGGAUCGUAGCUCGUACCAUCAAACACCCAUUUUCCUUGUCAGGCCUAGUAAUUUUUCCAUCCAUUCUCCCUCCCUCCCAUUCAACUGAAAUUCAUUUGCUUCUAAUUUAAAACUACCCAGUCAGGUGUGACUUAAGUGGGGCUCCACUUCCAGAUGGAUUUGCCUUGCAUUCUGUAAGUAGCCUUCAGGCUUUUCACCUAUGGUGCACAGACUCUACCCCUCAAAAGAGUUGACAUUUGCCUGCAGUCAAGAGAAGGAAAAAAUAAAAUCUACCAGUGACAUGUUAUACUAAGAAGAAAAAACAAAAAGCAAAUUGGAUUUUUUUUGCCUAUCUUCAUUUUCUACUUCCUCAAAUUUGCAAACUAUCACCUGUGGUGUAUACUUGUCACUUAAAUCUGUAGUGUAGUUUUAGUUUCAAUCCAUUUUUCACUUACUAUACAUUUCUAAAAUCCUCAUACAUAUUACACAAGCUUUGAACAGUCAAACAUUCCAUACAUACACUCUCUAGUUUUCAGCUCACUUUAGAAUUUCAGAAUCUUGAAUGGGAGCAUUACAAGGUUACACACUGCUGUCCGGAAAUCCAGAGAGUUUCAACGUCUUGCCCAGUCCCUCCCACCCCUUGCAGUAACUCACUGCAGUGGUUUAUACUAUCAGCAUUUUUUCCUAUCUAGUUACCAAUGUGUAAUCUGGAGUAGAUUGUUACUAUGUCUCAACUCUUCUUUGCUGGCCUGCAGAAGUAAAAUUACUUCUGCUUAGACUGCCAUUGCUAUGUGUUUUAAAUAAGCCUCCUCCAACCAAGAUGGCAAAAAGGAAAAACACAAAUGAAUUGAAAGUUAGGGUAUUGAUGUCCAUACCAACAGCACUGAAAGAAAGAUUGUUUUUUCAUGGUUGAAUAGAAAGCAGUUUGCAGAGAUACAGCAUUUGCUUACAUUUCUUUUCCUUGUCCCUUCCUGUGUCAUUCUUAUAGUAUUGCACUUGUUCAUCGUAGCUGUCAGAAUGUGUGUAGCCAUUUUAGAAUUGUUGAUAACCCUUGAAGAAAACAUCUUGCACCAUUAAGACUGUGUAGCAUCUACUUACUGCUUACGAAGGUAUGUAGUGAAAAAUCUUUCUCUCUGAUGCAUUUUGGCCUCUAUGAAAAGGGUUAUGAAGCAACAUAGGUUAAGGAACCGGUGAAUGUGAUUUGUUGUGCAAUGUGUACAUUUCUAUUAAUAAUCUAUCUAUUCUUCUAAUUUGGUAUAAUGAAUAAGGAAUAUAUGGUUACUGUGUUUGUUGUUUAUCUUUUGUACAUGAAGGUGUCUGCCCUUGCAUAAAGUGACAUAGGAGUAUCAUUGGUCAAGGCAAUGGCUUUCAGUGUUUCUGCUUUGAAAGAAAAGGAUGGAAGCGGCAGCUGAAUCUACAGGUCAUCGCUCUCUACCAGGCCAGGCUGCAUUGUCAGGUGCACUGGGUUUGCUUCUGGCUGGAAAGCUGCUUUGAUGUCCAGUCCUUGGUCACAGAGAGCAGCGUACCGGCUGGCUGAGGGCCGCACCUUCUUUGGCUUGGUCUGCUGAGCGGGCUGUUGCCACUGAGCUAGAGAUUGAAAAGGAAAGAACAAGUGUUAGCCUUCCUGAGCGGUGCACCGAAGUGUGCCAGAAGCUCAGGCAACCCUUUGUGAAGGAGAUAGUCAUUUCUGAGAAGCAGAAAACCAUUAUGUCAAAGGAUAAAUCAUCAUUGAAGUUACACAUGGGGAGGUUUCUCUAAGCCAGUCUCACCUCACUCGGUCAGUGUUGUAUGUGAGUGACUCGUUCUCUUUCUUCCAAAAUAUCUGAGGAGACGGCUCCCCCGAGAUUCGACACUCCAGUCGCACUGGGAAUCCCUCAGUCACACCUGUGUUUUGAAGCUUCUCUAUAAAUACAGGUGCUUUUUGUACUUCCUUAGCUGUGAAAAUAAAGAUUGCACUUAUGUUGA
This is a messenger RNA of Melospiza melodia melodia, 13329 nucleotides long. It is a transcript of the gene CBR4, whose product is annotated as carbonyl reductase 4. The transcript has 7 exons. Lineage: Eukaryota; Metazoa; Chordata; Aves; Passeriformes; Passerellidae. Gene Ontology annotation, molecular function: oxidoreductase activity, acting on the CH-OH group of donors, NAD or NADP as acceptor. The record is from RefSeq and is a predicted model, not a curated record. The coding region runs from base 176 to 889 and encodes 237 amino acids.